Molecule: messenger RNA, 2861 nt
Organism: Cyphomyrmex costatus
Lineage: Eukaryota; Metazoa; Arthropoda; Insecta; Hymenoptera; Formicidae
Product: DNA excision repair protein haywire-like
Exons: 13
Coding region: 1-2292 (763 amino acids)
Biological process (GO): nucleotide-excision repair; transcription initiation at RNA polymerase II promoter
Cellular component (GO): nucleotide-excision repair factor 3 complex; transcription factor TFIIH holo complex; transcription preinitiation complex
Molecular function (GO): ATP binding; 3'-5' DNA helicase activity; RNA-DNA hybrid ribonuclease activity
Source: RefSeq, a predicted model, not a curated record
AUGACACAAACUCAACAAAUGGAUAUUGCUUUGAGAUUCUGGAAUAAUGAUAGUAAUCAAUAUAAAUUAACUGCAUAUUCGCUAUAUGCCGCGGUUAGUGUAGGCCUACAAACGCAAGAUAUAAUUGAGUAUUUAAAGAGAUUGAGUAAGACUAGUAUUCCUGAUGGUAUAAUUGACUUUAUCAAACUGUGUACAUUGUCUUAUGGAAAAGUUAAACUUGUUCUAAAACAUAAUAAAUAUUUCAUUGAAUCACCAUUUCCUGAAGUGCUGCAACGAUUACUAAAAGAUCCAGUAAUUCAAGAGUGUCGAUUAAGAAAGCUUGUGGAAGAUACAGAAACCGAUGAUAUUGUCACAAAUGUUCAUGCGAAAAUAAAAGUUUCACAGUUUGGAUCAAAAACAGUCGUAAAUAUGUCUAUGCUUAGUAAGACAAAUUCAGAGAUUGAAUCUGAUCCAAUAUUAACAGAAGUAGCUACCAUUCCAGAAGAUAUAACUGCUUUUUAUGAUAAGAUUGACAAGGAGGAUGAAGAUGAAGAAGAUCAAGAAUUGAAAACAGUUAGUUUUGAAGUGAAUCAGGAGAAAAUUGAAGUUAUACAAAAACGAUGCAUUGAGUUGGAGCAUCCUUUAUUGGCAGAAUAUGAUUUUCGCAAUGAUAGUGUAAAUCCUGAUAUAAAUAUCGACUUAAAGCCAUCAGCUGUAUUAAGACCUUAUCAAGAAAAAAGUUUAAGGAAAAUGUUUGGAAAUGGACGAGCUAGAUCCGGAGUAAUAGUCUUACCUUGUGGCGCUGGUAAAAGUUUAGUUGGAGUAACAGCUUGCUGUACAGUACGUAAACGUGCCCUAGUGCUAUGUAAUUCCGGUGUAUCCGUAGAACAAUGGAAGCAGCAAUUUAAAAUGUGGUCUACUGCUGAUGAUUCAAUGAUUUGUCGUUUCACCAGCGAAGUAAAGGAUAAACCUAUGGGUUGUGGAAUAUUAAUAACUACGUAUUCCAUGAUCACACAUACUCAGAAACGUUCGUGGGAAGCUGAACAAACGAUGCGUUGGCUUCAAGAACAAGAAUGGGGUAUUAUGGUCUUGGAUGAGGUGCAUACUAUUCCUGCAAAAAUGUUCCGUAGAGUGUUAACAAUUGUUCAGUCUCAUUGCAAGUUAGGUUUAACAGCUACACUCUUACGAGAGGAUGACAAAAUUGCCGAUCUGAAUUUUUUAAUUGGUCCUAAAUUAUAUGAGGCUAACUGGUUGGAAUUGCAAAAAAAGGGAUUUAUUGCAAGAGUACAAUGUGCAGAAGUUUGGUGUCCUAUGACAUCAGAAUUUUAUAAGGAGUAUCUUGUUUGCAAAAUGAGUCGAAAACUGUUAUUAUAUGUGAUGAAUCCAAAUAAAUUUCGUUGUUGCCAAUAUUUAAUCCAAUAUCAUGAAAAACGUGGCGAUAAAACAAUUGUUUUCUCUGACAAUGUGUUUGCACUGAGACAUUAUGCUAUUAAAAUGAAUAAACCAUAUAUUUAUGGUCCUACUAGUCAGAGUGAAAGGAUACAAAUCUUGCAAAAUUUUAAAUUUAACAUGAAAGUGAAUACAAUAUUUGUCAGUAAAGUAGCUGAUACUUCUUUUGAUUUACCAGAAGCUAAUGUCUUGAUUCAAAUUUCAUCUCAUGGUGGAUCUAGAAGACAAGAAGCACAACGAUUAGGACGCAUUCUUAGGGCUAAAAAAGGUGCAAUUGCGGAAGAAUAUAACGCAUUCUUUUACACGCUUGUAUCACAAGAUACGAUGGAAAUGAAUUACUCCCGAAAACGUCAACGAUUUCUCGUGAAUCAAGGAUACGCGUACAAAGUUAUCACAAAACUUGCAGGCAUGCAUGAGGAGUCAGAUUUGAUGUAUGGAAAUCGAGACGAGCAGGGUCAAUUAUUGCAACAAGUAUUAACAGCUAGCGACACUGAUGCGGAUGAAGAAAGAAUACCAGGAGAGGGACCAAAACCAGGUGGAUCACUUCAUGCGAAAUGCCCCAUAUACGUUGGCUCUGCGAUUUAUUCACCACAGAUGGAUUUGACCUACAUGUGUAAGCUCUCUUCGUACGCCACGAUUUUCACCGCUGAGGCAUGGGCCAUAUAUAAUGCCCUUUUAUUCGUUCUUCAUAACAACAUAGAACGGGCUGUUAUCGUAUCUGAUUCUAAAAGCGUUCUUGACACGUUGAAGGGUUACUCCGACAAAACAACUGCAUUAUUUUCUACAUUAGAGCCCUCAUUGAAGAAGCAAAAUUUAACAACACUUUUAUUACUUUUAUCUGGAUCCUGUCUCACUGUGGCAUAGAAGGAAAUGAAAUUGCGGAUCAACUUGCCAAAAGAGCCAUCAAAGAAGGUAUUGACUCUAACUUCAAGCUUCCGUACUCGGAUAUAUUCACCAUACCUAAAAGACAGCUGGACCGUAAUUUUGAUCUCUACCUGAAGAAUUCAUCCUCUCAUAAGGGUUGCUACUUUUUCGAGAACUGCUACAACAAGGAUAGCAAGAAUCCUUGGUUUUACGGAUCUCGGCUCUCCCGCGUCAUGAUCACCACCUUCAAUCGCCUAAGAAGUAAUCACUACAACCUUAACUUCAGUCUUUUCCGGAAAAAUUUAAUUGAGGACCCUUCCUGUCCUUGCGAUGCAUCUAUCCAGGACCUUGUGCAUUUUGUUUUUCAUUGCCCGCUCACUGAUGCUCAUGCUGCUCCUCUUAGGAAUGCCUUACGUGACCUCAUCUCAGAACCUAUUCAAGAUCCUUACUCCUCUAUUAUUCUAGCACUUAAUGCACCUUCCUCUAAAAUUAUCCGUCUAUUUGUUGCUUUUACCCAUGCUUGUGAUCAUUCUCUAUAAUUCAAAUUUUCGCGGCGCUCUUUCACGGAC